Molecule: messenger RNA, 586 nt
Organism: Parastagonospora nodorum SN15
Lineage: Eukaryota; Fungi; Ascomycota; Dothideomycetes; Pleosporales; Phaeosphaeriaceae
Exons: 6
Coding region: 210-479 (89 amino acids)
Source: RefSeq, a predicted model, not a curated record
GGAAACCGCACAUCAACUAUCAGCUCCAUCAUGUCGUCACGAAAGGACAUGCGCCGGCCCGAUCUCAGUACGUGCUUCGUCGACCUGCUGGUGCCGCCGCCGUCUCCUAUCCAGCGAACCUUGGAAAUCACCAUCCACGUGUCACGUGCUGACAUGGCGCUCUAGUUGUGCCAUACGCCGAACCGGCAAAGGACAAGUCAGACGGUGACAUGGCGAGCACCAUGGCAAGCACGCUGCCCAUGGCUGCUAUCUUUACUCGAAACAAGAUGAUCGGCUGGGUUGCUGUAGUUUUUGCCAUACAAUCAUGGCUCGCUGAGUCGCCAGAGCAGGCGAAAACGUCCUCAACACCCGCCUACUUCCAGGUUGGCAUGUCUGGUAAGUCUCCAGCUACUCUUCGCUAUUUCUGCCGCCACCUCCAGGCAGUCCCGGAAUGGCUUCCGGGACAGAGGCACCGCCUGCAGCACCUCCCUCUUGAGUAAGUGUUACCAGGGCCAUGAGCGCAUAACUUGCAUUGGAGGUUGAAGUCGUCGAAGAUCAGGCCUGGGAAAACAUGUACAUUAUUCCAUGUAAUCGAUAAUAACAGAAG